This is a messenger RNA of Lodderomyces margitis, 1356 nucleotides long. It is a transcript of the gene MST1, whose product is annotated as threonine--tRNA ligase. The record is from RefSeq and is a predicted model, not a curated record. Gene Ontology annotation, cellular component: cytoplasm. Gene Ontology annotation, biological process: mitochondrial threonyl-tRNA aminoacylation. NCBI's taxonomy places the organism in Eukaryota, Fungi, Ascomycota, Pichiomycetes, Serinales, Debaryomycetaceae. The transcript has a single exon. Bases 1 to 1356 code for a protein of 451 amino acids. Gene Ontology annotation, molecular function: threonine-tRNA ligase activity; ATP binding.
AUGAUCAUCAGGAACAUAGGUAUUAGGCGGUGCACCCGUAGACUCCUAUCAACCAAUAUCAGGGACGAAUCUUCAACCAAUACCAAUCAUGCUAUCUCCAAUAAACAGUUGCUUUACACAACAGACGCAGCUUCACCUGGAUCGAUCUUUUUUUUACCACAUGGAACCAGAAUACUAAACAAACUAAUUCAGUUUAUGAAGAACCAGCAAAUAAAGUAUGGAUUUCAGGAAGUCGUCACCCCGUUGAUAUUCAAGACUAAGUUGUGGAAGAAAUCAGGACAUUGGGAUAAUUACAAGGACGACAUGUUCAAAGUCGUUGGGUUUGACAUGUCAAAGGAAGAGAUCCCGCAUGAAUCCAUAGAAGAACACGAGUAUGGGUUAAAGCCAAUGAACUGUCCGAGCCACUGUAUGAUCUUUGCCAAAUUUGAUCGUAGUUACAAUGAAUUGCCGGUAAGAUAUUCCGAUUUUAGUUCAUUGCAUAGAAACGAAGCCAGUGGUGCGUUAAGUGGCUUGACAAGGGUACGUAGGUUCCACCAAGAUGAUGGACACAUAUUCUGCAAUGUCAGUCACAUUGACCAGGAGAUAAAAAAUACUUUGGAUUUGAUCAAAAACACCUAUGGUGUGUUUGGAAUCAAUGAGGUUGAGUAUUACUUGUCCACGCGACCAGAUAAGUAUAUUGGCGAAAUUGCAACCUGGGAUGAGGCAGAAACCCAAUUAAAAAAGGUGUUAGAUGCAAGCACGGAAACAGGCAGCUGGCAGAUUAGGGAAGGUGAUGGAGCAUUUUAUGGCCCAAAGAUUGAUGUUCUUUUGACGGACGCAUUUGAUAAAAAGCACCAAGUUGGCACAAUUCAAUUGGACUUUCAAUUACCAAAGCGAUUUGAUUUGAAAUAUGUUGCUGAGGAUGGGUCAAGAAACAACCAGCCCAUUCUUAUCCACAGAGCCGUGUUUGGGUCUUUGGAAAGAUUUUUUGCCAUUUUAUUGGAUCAUUAUCAAGGAAAGUGGCCGUUUUGGAUAAACCCCAGACAGGCAGUGAUUAUACCUAUUAAUGAGUCACAUAUCGAAAAGGCAGAAGAAUUACAGCGUAAAUUAUGUGGAGAUAUUAUUAACUCGCAAGAUGAAAUAUCUCCCUUAACUGGGUUUAACUUUCACGUUGAUGUUGAUAAGAGGGCGGCAACUGUUGGACACAGGACUAAAGAGGCUAUCCAGAGUGGGUAUUCGUAUAUUAUCUUGAUCGGAGAUAAAGAUAUUGCGAAUGGGACUUUUUCAAUUAGGUCCAGAGAUGAUCGAAAAGUUUCAAACUUGACAGGUGAAGAAAUUUAUCACAAGUUUAUAGACUUGGAAAGGAGUUAUCAGUAA